GCUACUAGUACUGAAAGCAAUUAUUUCUAUGGGCCUAAACUGAUGAAUACUGAAAUGUAGGACAAAUCUACUUGUUGUCCCCCCAACAGGUCCCGAGCCAGCCACAGAGAUGGUUUUCAGCAAUGUCACAGAGUCUUCUUUCACUGUUUCCUGGUCCAAACCAAAGACCACAUUCUCAGGCUUCAAGGUCACAUACACCAACAUUGUCACAGGGGAAAGCAGCUUUGUGACCGUGGACACCCAGCAAUCUUAUGUGGUUCUGUCCAAGUUAUCUGCUGGAUCUUCGUUCAUCAUCACUGUAACAACCACACACGGCAGAUUGCAGAGUGACGGCCUUAUAUCCAUUAUGACCACAGUGCCCGCCCCUCCAACACAUCUGCAAGUGGUCAAUGUGACAGAUACCAGAGCUUUGCUUCAAUGGACACCCAGUCUGGGGAAAGUGGACCGCUUCAUUAUCAGCUAUGAGUCCUCGAAGACUCCUAACGUGACAGUGACAGUGAUGCUAUCUGGAAACUCAGUGGCGCACCAGCUGAGAGGCCUGCAGAGAGGUACCCUGUACACAGUCAAAGUCCUGAGCCAGAAGGACAGUCUCCAGAGCAUGGCCAUCUCAACUUCAUUUACUACGGCCAAUGUGGUUAAAGCUAACGAGGUGGGUGCUCGCUCUGCAGUGAUAGCAUGGAGGACAACCACUAUUGUUUAUCACAGCUACAGACUGAUCUACCAGGUGGCAGGAGAGGAGACAAAGGAGCUGACCCUGGACUCUUCUAUCACAGAGUAUAAGCUUACAGGACUGUUGCCAAUGUCCCGUUAUAUUGUUCUGGUACAAGGCGAGAGAGAUGGACAAUACACAUCUGUUGUCACCACAGAAUUUCUUACAGGAAAACUGCGCUUUCCCUUCCCUACUGAGUGCUCUCAGGAGCUGCUGAACGGGGCACUGCAGUCAGGAGAGGUAGAUAUCUACCCACAAGGAAAAGAAGGCCGAGCAGUGAGAGUCUACUGUGACAUGGAGGCUGAUGGAGGCGGCUGGACGGUGUUCCAAAGGAGGAUGAAUGGAAAGACAGAUUUCUACAGAACAUGGAGUGAAUACAGCGCAGGCUUCGGAAACCUUAGCGAAGAGUUCUGGCUCGGAAACGAGCUUCUCCACAACCUCACCAGUGUCGGCCCUGUGAGUCUGAGAGUGGAUAUGCGUUCAGGAAAUGAUACUGCUUACGCUCAUUACGCCAACUUCUCCAUCGACUCAGCAGAGAGGCACUAUAGUCUUGAGGUGUCAGGCUAUACCGGAACUGCAGGGGACUCUAUGAGGUACCAUAAUGGCCGUCCAUUCUCGACCCGGGACAAGGAUCCAGAUUCUCUGGGGAUCCACUGUGCCAGGGCUUACAUUGGAGGCUGGUGGUACAAAAACUGCUACAAGACCAACCUCAAUGGUCUUUAUGGGAUCAACAGUAAUAAUCAGGGAAUAGUCUGGAUAGACUGGAAAGGUAAAGACUCAUCCAUUCCCUUCACUGAGAUGAAGUUCAGACCGUCCAGGUUCUCUCCUGCAACUCAUGGCUGAGAAAACAUCAUCCUAAGUCAUUGGGUUCUCCGUCCUGAAAAACCUAACAUCUGACAGCUUGAGGAGUCCAGAAGACAGCGGAUCUCAUGAUUGCUGCAUGUAACUUUCAAACUGAAAUAGAUUGUAUGGUGGUUUUGACAGCUGUAUUCGCAGCUUUCAGUACAUUUGAGUCAAUGCGAAAGUUUCUUUUAUUUUCUGGAAAUGUACCAAAAAGUGAAAAAAAAUGUUUUAUUGCAACUUUUGUAUACUUUUCUACUGUUUUGCCUGACCCGUCCAUUAAAAAAACUAAAACAUUCUGACUCUUACAUUCUUGUGCAUCACCUUGGUAAGCCAACCCACUACUACUGUAAUAAAAUAUGCACUGUCUCACUUCAUUGGAAUA
Molecule: messenger RNA, 1934 nt
Organism: Labrus bergylta (ballan wrasse)
Lineage: Eukaryota; Metazoa; Chordata; Actinopteri; Labriformes; Labridae
Gene: tnxba
Product: tenascin XBa
Biological process (GO): regulation of cell adhesion; neuron projection development
Molecular function (GO): protein binding
Source: RefSeq, a predicted model, not a curated record